Camelus dromedarius (Arabian camel) is the source of this 4338-nucleotide messenger RNA. It is a transcript of the gene NPY2R, whose product is annotated as neuropeptide Y receptor Y2. The coding region runs from base 1224 to 2372 and encodes 382 amino acids. The transcript is spliced from 2 exons. Gene Ontology annotation, biological process: G protein-coupled receptor signaling pathway. Gene Ontology annotation, cellular component: neuron projection; plasma membrane. Gene Ontology annotation, molecular function: neuropeptide Y receptor activity; neuropeptide binding. NCBI's taxonomy places the organism in Eukaryota, Metazoa, Chordata, Mammalia, Artiodactyla, Camelidae. The record is from RefSeq and is a predicted model, not a curated record.
UGCUGUGGGGAGGGGGUUGAAGGAAAACAGUCGUGAUGUGGUAGGUGCUACUUGCUGCAUUAGAAGUGAGCACAGGUUGUUGGGAUAACCGACAGGCUUCUCAGUUGAGAACAGGGAAGGCAGAGAAGCGUGAGAAAGGCCAACGUGUUGCUGCAAUCGGGAGUAGUUCCGUAUGACAGAAUCACAGGAUAUAUGCUGAGAUGUCAGGAGAGAUGAAGCCAGAGGGGAUGAGCUCAGCAAAGGGUUUGAAUAUCAUACAGUGGAGGUGGGCUUUUCUUCUGAAUGUCAGUGUUACCAACUUGUGGGUGUAGUACCUUCAGUGGGAGAGCAAAUUAAUGAAAGCAUAUAUGUAUGGGAUCAGCACAUCAUGCAAAACAGAAACCAUUCAAGAAGGGAAAAGAGAAUGAAUUGAAUGCAGAAACCUGGUUAUACAAGUGAUGGUAACCAAGCAGGGGAUGUUGAGGCCACCCGGGGAUUAACAAAAGCAACAAGUCUUUACUACCUCCAGCUACAGGGACACAGAGAAAGUGAUGUGACAGGGACCAGGGACCUCCUCUGGAAACAAAAUCGUGACAGAUCUGUGGGAACCUGCCAUAGAUGGGCAGCUAAGGCAUGCCUGGAGAGAGAUGGAGGGAGAAGAGUACAGUGGCUUCUGGCUUCUCCCUCCCUCCUGCAUUCUAAUUACCUGCCAAUGCCUCCCACUGGCCAAACCCAGCCAGCAUCCCAAUGAUUUGGGAGCCUAAACAUGUGGUCUGUAAGAAUCUGCCCACUAAGAGCAGGGGGAGGAAUGGAGUUGGGCACACAAGCCCAGCCAGACAUUGUCUGUGGGCUGAAUACAAAUAACUCACCUACCAAUGUAGGUAGAUGUGAUUCUGAUUCAUGAAAAACCAGUUCAUUUGAAAGAGGUUCUGAAUUAAUGAUGGAAGCUUUUGUCAUUAUGAGUAUAUUCAAAAAGUACUGCCAUGAUGAUGUUAGGCUCCAGAUAUUUUUAUAGACUUGAAAAGGGAACUUUAUAUCAGAAACUGAUAUGUUAUAUUGUUUUAAGCAACUUUCAGACAUUGAGGGAAAUGAUGUGAUCACAUUUGAAUUUCAGAAAGACUAUUUUAAUGUCAGAGUAGGCGCUGUCCAGUGAAUGUAAGAGCCUUGGAGUGAGGGCACUAUCCUGUUGCCUGUUCCUCCAGCAUGAGUCCCAGCUGCUGACAUUCUUGUGCUAGUUGCUGAAAAUGGGCCCAUUAGGUGCAGAGGCUGAUGAGAACCAGACGGUGGAAGAAACGAAGGUGGAGCAGUCUGGUCCAGGGCACACCACUCCUAGAGGUGAGCUGGCCCCCGACUCUGAGCCCGAGCUCAUAGACAGCACCAAGCUGAUCGAGGUACAGAUCGUACUUAUAUUGGCCUAUUGCUCCAUCAUCUUGCUUGGGGUGAUUGGCAAUUCCUUGGUGAUCCACGUGGUGAUCAAAUUUAAGAGCAUGCGCACAGUAACCAACUUUUUUAUCGCCAACCUGGCUGUGGCCGAUCUUCUGGUGAAUACCCUCUGCCUGCCAUUUACGCUUACCUACACCUUAAUGGGGGAGUGGAAAAUGGGUCCUGUCCUAUGCCACUUGGUGCCCUAUGCCCAGGGCCUGGCGGUACAAGUGUCCACCGUCACCUUGACGGUAAUUGCCCUGGACAGGCAUCGUUGCAUCGUCUACCACCUGGAGAGCAAGAUCUCCAAGCGAAUCAGCUUCUUGAUUAUUGGCCUGGCUUGGGGUGUCAGUGCCUUGCUAGCAAGCCCCCUGGCCAUCUUCCGGGAGUACUCACUGAUUGAGAUCAUUCCUGACUUUGAGAUUGUGGCCUGCACGGAGAAGUGGCCUGGUGAGGACAAGAGCGUCUAUGGCACUGUCUACAGUCUCUCCUCCUUAUUGAUUCUGUAUGUCCUACCUCUGGGCAUCAUCUCUUUCUCCUACACUCGUAUCUGGAGUAAACUUAGGAACCAUGUCAGCCCUGGAGCUGCCAACGACCACUAUCAUCAGCGGAGGCAAAAAACCACCAAAAUGCUGGUGUGUGUGGUGGUGGUGUUUGCGGUCAGCUGGUUGCCUCUCCAUGCUUUCCAACUUGCUGUGGACAUUGACAACCAAGUCCUGGACCUGAAGGAGUACAAACUUAUCUUCACCGUGUUCCACAUCAUCGCCAUGUGCUCCACCUUUGCCAACCCUCUUCUCUAUGGCUGGAUGAACAGCAACUACAGAAAGGCUUUCCUCUCAGCCUUCCGCUGUGAGCAAAGGAUGGACGCCAUUCACUCUGAGGUGUCCGUGACAUUCAAGGCUAAAAAGAACCUGGAAGUCACAAAGAACAAUGGCCCCAGUGACUCUUUCACAGAGGCUACCAACGUUUAAGGGCAACUGCCGUGUGAAAAUAGAUGGAUGAAUUCUGACCAGAGCUGUCAAUCUGGUUGAGGAGGGCAUUCAGGUGCCUCCUGAUUUUCCAUUUUAAGGAAGAAAAAGAGCAUCUGAAUGGAAGCAUCUGCAAUGUAACUCGUGGAAAACUGGUUGGCAGAGUGUAGGUAAAAACACUCAGAUUCAAUGAGGCAGCAAAAGUUUGCUUACAGUUGCUUGGAUGGUAGGUUGAAUUAUGAGUAAAAGCAGAGAGAAAUGCUUUUAACUGUUUCCCAGGGUGAAGGAAACAGGAACAUGGAGUUGGUGGUGUCAGUAUUGCUAAAAGAUGGUGGGUAAAUAAGUUGACUUCCAGAUCACAUGAGGGCAGAGAUUGGGGAUGACGUGUAAUUCGCUGCUCCCCCCUCAUCUGAUGAAAAGGCUACCAAUACCAACUUCCCUAGAAUGCCACAGACGUUUCUCUAUUAUAUUUUGGCUUUUUGUUAUUCUUCCUAUGUAUGCUGCAGGUAAAUGUUACCAACUAUUUGAAUGACUUCAAGGAAAUAAACUGAAAUUUGCUAUGUAAUUAGUAUUUUGGCAAAUGAUGGGGGAAGUUUUUACCACCCAAUUAACCAAUUGUUUUUGUAAAAACAAAUGCACAUUUAAUGAAAAGUUUCUUCAACUUAGAAUUGAAGGCUGAAGUUCUCAGAGAAAUGCAAACCAUUAUUUAACUUCUCAUUUCAAGUUGUCCCUGCUUCAUACAGUUACUAUUUACAGAAUAAAGAAGCAUGCAACUCAAUACUUUAACUCAUUGCUUAAGUGUUACAACUUUUUGAACACAUAUUUUUCCUCUGCUGGAGCUGAGUUUGUCCUCACUAAAAAUUAAAUCAGAUUAGAAAAUAGUUUCAUGGCAUUUUGUAACAUUUUGGUGUGAUUUGUAAGCAGUUUUGCGCAGGUACAUAGCUCUAAUGUGUUUACUGCAGUGUUAUUUUUUCUGAAAUUCAUCUUCCAUGGACACAUUCAUGAUUCAUAAAACAAUAGAACAUCAGAAUGGCACCCAUCUGGUAAGAACUGUUAAAAACAUUACAUUUGUUCCACUUUGAAAAUGUUCUGCUUGGACCAAUUUCAACAAAAAUUAUCUGCUUCUCAAAAUAAUUAGCUGUAUUUUUGGAUAACUUAUGAAUACAUACAUAAUAUAAUUUUACCUAUAAAGGGUGGAACAUAGAUGCUAUAGUACCUUUUUUUUUUUCAAUGAUUUCAUAAAUACAUUUUUAUUUCAAUAGUAUCCAACCAAAGAUGCUUAAAACUCUAUUAUGUUCAUGAAAAAUAAUUGAGAUGUUAAAAUAGCUGUUAAAAUAGUUGGAGGCUGUUAAAGAAGUUUCAUUAUAAUCAUAUUUUUAUAAGUAUACCUGAACUUGUGAAUAGAUUCUUUAAAUUUUAAGUCAAUUCAGCAUGACUAUCGCAUUUAGUUACAAACAUUAACUUUAUGAACAGGAGAGAUUUAUUUUAUGGCUACAUAUAAAAUUUAUAUUACAGCUUUUAUGGAAUUAUUUCCAUGCUAGAAAUAAAAGACUGAUCUUGAACUGCACUGCACUUUUAGGAAACUGAAAAAGAAUGGAAACAGUGGAAGUUAGAUUGGGUAUAAGACUGAAUAAGAAGUUAAUAAUGUAUAUCUGUAAUAUAUAACUGAAGAAUUCAUUUUUCUCUUGGACCUGAUGUAACUGUCUAAGAAGAAGCUUUUUGUCUUUUAAAUAGCAGUUACUUUGCUUGAGAUGCUAAUAGAUAAUUGUGGUUAAAGGUUUUUUUCCCUCUUGGAGAAUUCUUAAACUGUAGGAAAUGUGCAUGCUACUGUACCACCUGUGGUCAUAGUAAAUUAUUAGAAUCUAAUUAAUAUAUGUGAUCUAAUUAAUUCUGUUAACUCAUCAAUAAAAUGUCAUUUAUGUAGUGAUUUGAUGUGUUGAAAUAAAAAGAAUUGGGGAAGUUAGAGAAA